Coffea eugenioides is the source of this 1788-nucleotide messenger RNA. RefSeq names its product putative late blight resistance protein homolog R1A-10. Gene Ontology annotation, molecular function: ADP binding. The record is from RefSeq and is a predicted model, not a curated record. Bases 1 to 1788 code for a protein of 595 amino acids. Lineage: Eukaryota; Viridiplantae; Streptophyta; Magnoliopsida; Gentianales; Rubiaceae. The transcript has 2 exons. Gene Ontology annotation, biological process: defense response to other organism.
AUGUGGGACAUUGAGGUAUGCAAUUUGUUGAAAACUUCACUACCAGAUGAUGCCAAUCAAAGCAGGAUUCUGUUCACCAGCAGAUUUCAGAAUCUGUCUUUGCAAAUUAAACCUGAUAGCAAGCCUCACCAUCUUCGCUCAUUUACUGAUAAAGAGAGUUGGGAAUUGCUGCAAAUUAAGCUAUUUGGCAACGUAGGUUGUCCUCCAUCAUUAUGUGAAGUUGGAAUUCAAAUAGCAAAGAAUUGUAAGGGCCUACCUCUCUCAGUUGUCCUUGUUACUGGAAUUCUUGCGACUGCUACUCAAGAUUGUGCAAUGUGGGAAGAAGUUGCUAAAAGUCUAGGUUCCAGCAUUGUCCUUGAAGCUGAGCAGUGUAUGAAGACACUUGAGAAGAGUUACAUUCACUUGCCAGACCACUUGAAGCCAUGUCUUCUUUACUUUAGUGCAUUUCCAGAAGACAAAGACAUUCCUGUCCAAAGUUUGUUAUGGCUUUGGAUCUCUGAAGGAUUCGUGGACAAAACUGAAGGGAAAAGCUUAGAGGAUGUGGCACACAAAUACUUGAUGGACCUCAUCGCUAGAAGUUUAGUAAUGGCUACCAAACAAAGAGCUAGAGGUGGUGCCAAGGCUUGCCGAGUUCAUGAUUUGGUGCAUGAUUUUUGUAUGGCAAAAGCCAAAGAAGAAAGUUUUCUACAUACUUUACAGCAUGGUGACAUUUUCACUUAUACAGGACUAUGCAACCCCUAUCGACUGUGUAUUUACUCGCCAACUGGGUCUGAUCAAAAGUCUGUGGAGCUUGAGCAAUCAGGGCUUUAUUUUCCCUACUUACGUUCUUUGCUCUUCUUUGCUAAUGGUGCUUGGACGUUUGACGUGCUGGAUUUUUGUACAGGAUUUCGGAUGUUUAAACUUCUUAGAGUGUUAGAUUUGGGGGAACCAUUUUUUGUUGCUACCUGUUUUCCAAAGGAAGUAACAUUGCUUGUUCACUUGAGAUUGACAGCCAUAGGCAACCUGUCAAGGUUAGAAACUUUUCUGGUAAGAGGAUGCAUUACUGAUGUUCUGUUGCCAAAUACCAUCUGGAACAUCAAGACUUUGAGGCAUCUAUAUAUAACACGGUCUGAGAAAGGUUUUAGUUUUCCCAUUGACAGUAAACUUGAAGAUCGCCUGGAUUUAAAGAAUUUAGCCACUUUAGCCCUUGCAAUUGAUCCAUCUUCUCAGUCCUUGCAAAAGAUUCUAACAAAGUUACCAAGCAUCCGCAAGAUAAGAUGCACACCACUCGGAUCAAGAGAAUCUACUGGAAAUCACAAUGGGAUUUUUGUGCUGGACUAUUUGAGUCAACUAGAAUCACUUAACAUGCGUGGAUUUGUAGGAUAUGAGUUUGAAUUCCCUCUGAAUUUGAAAAAGUUGACUCUUUCAUCUAAUCAUCAGCCAUGGAGUGAGAUUUCAGUAAUUGGAAAGCUGCCAAACCUUGAAGUGCUUAAAUUAGAAAGCAGUUCGUUUGUGGGGGAAAAAUGGGAAAUGAAAGAAGGGGAGUUCUGUAGACUCAGAUUCUUGAAAUUGUUAUUGUUAGACAUACGCAUUUGGACUGCCUCUUAUGAUAAUUUUUCCUGUCUUGAGAAACUGGUUCUGCAUAUUUGUCCACAUCUAGAAGAGGUCCCUUCUUGUUUAGGGGAAAUUCCGACACUUGAAGUGAUUGAGGUGAAAUUCUGUCCUGAAUCUGCUUUAAGUUACGUCAAGCAAAUUCAGAUGGAAAUGGGAAAUGAGGGUCUCAAGAUCGUCACUGAAAGAUGUUGGUGA